AAUCAGGUUCGCCCUGCUGGGCCGCCUCGCGCGCAUAGAGUGUAUAUCGCGCGGGCGGUGAGCGCCGCAUUUCAGCACCUGGGAGCUGUCCGUGCUGCACGAGCCCGGAGUCAACAGACGGUUGAAAAUGGCCAAAGUGAAGCAGGUUGGCUUGCUGGUGGCCGGCUGUCAGCCCUGGAAUAAAGACGUGUGUGCUGCAAGUGGAGACCGUUUUGCCUACUGUGCUACUUUGGCCAUUUACAUUUACCAGCUGGACCAGCAAUACAAUGAAUUUAAGUUGAGAUCCAUCAUGUCAGAACAUAAGAAGACAAUAACAGCCAUCAGCUGGUGUCCUGACAACCUUGAUCUCUUUGCAUCAGCAUCAGCUGAUAACCUGCUCAUCAUAUGGAAUGUUGCAGAACAAAAGGCUGUCGCGAGGCUCGAUAACACUAAAGGCGUCCCAGCUUCAGUCAGUUGGUGCUGGAACUCGGCAGACGGAGUGGCGUUUGUGUCCCAGCGGGGCCCGCUGUAUAUCUGGGUCUAUGGAGGCCCUGAUACAGGGGUCACGAUGCACAAAGAAGCACACUCCUUCCUUUGUGAUAUCUGUCUCUUUAGGUGGCAUCCCACCAAAAAGGGCAAGCUAGUGUUUGGGCAUACGGACGGAAGUUUGUCUAUAUUUCAGCCAGGUUGUAAGAGCCAAAAACACGUGUUGCGUCCUGAGUCUUUAGAAGGGACAGACGAAGAGGAUCCAAUUAGUGCUCUGGAGUGGGACCCCUUGUCCACCGACUAUUUACUAGUGUCUAACCUCCAUAAUGGUAUCAGGCUGGUGGACAGUGAGGCUUUGGCUUGUAUCACGUCCUUCUGCUUCCCCUCAGCUGCUGCCUCGGUUCAGUGUCUUGCCUGGGUUCCAUCUGCGCCAGGCAUGUUCAUCACUGGAGACUCUCAAGUUGGAGUUCUGAGGAUAUGGAAUGUGUCUCGCUCCACACCUCUGGACAGCUUUAAACUGAAGAAGACUGGGUUCCAUGCUUUGCACGUCCUGAACUCCCCUCUUGCAAAGAAAGCACCCAGUUCCUGUUCUCCCAGUAAAAGUCAGCACACCAGUUCCACCAGUGAAGCAGUACCUCCACCAACCCUUUCACAGAACCUGUCCUUUUCUCUACCUCCUGGCCACGCUGUCUGCUGCUUCAUGGACGGAGGCGUUGGACUCUACGACAUGGGAGCCAAGAAGUGGGACUUCCUCAGAGACUUGGGUCAUGUAGAAACCAUCUUUGACUGCAAGUUUAAGCCAGAUGAUCCCAAUUUGCUGGCCACAGCUAGUUUUGACGGGACCAUCAAAAUCUGGGACACAAACACGCUAACAGCCGUGUACACCUCUCCUGGCAACGAAGGGGUGGUCUACUCCCUGUCCUGGGCUCCAGGAGACCUGAAUUGCAUUGCAGGGGCAACUUCUCGAAAUGGAGCGUUCAUCUGGGACAUCAGGAAAGGAAAGAUCAUCACUCGCUUUAAUGAGCACGGUAAGAAUGGAAUAUUCUGUAUUUCAUGGAGUCAUAAGGACUCCAAGAGGAUUGCUACCUGCAGUGGAGAUGGAUUUUGUAUCAUCCGGACCAUUGAUGGUAAAAUCCUGCACAGGUAUAAACACCCUGCAGCUGUGUUUGGCUGUGACUGGAGCCAGAACAAUAAGGAUAUGAUAGCCACGGGCUGUGAAGAUAAAAAUGUUCGAGUCUAUUACUUGGCCACCAGUUCGGACCAGCCUCUAAAAGUCUUCACUGGCCACUUAGCCAAAGUGUUCCAUGUUCGGUGGUCUCCACUCAGAGAGGGAAUACUGUGUUCUGGAUCAGAUGAUGGUACUGUUCGUAUAUGGGACUACACACAGGACGCAUGCAUCAAUGUGCUGAGCGGGCACACAGCUCCAGUCAGAGGCUUGAUGUGGAACACAGAGGUUCCUUACCUCCUUAUUUCAGGGUCAUGGGAUUAUACAAUCCGAGUGUGGGAUACAAGAGAUGGCACCUGUCUUGAUGUGGUCUAUGAUCACGGAGCUGAUGUUUAUGGUUUGACGUGUCAUCAGAACCGUCCGUUCACCAUGGCCAGCUGCAGCAGAGACAGCACAGUGAGGCUGUGGUCUCUCACACCCCUCAUCUCUCCGUUACUCCUGAACAUCCUCACUGACCAGCCGUGGGACAAGAUCAUAGGAAACACUGACACAGCUAUGGUUCCUGGCUCUCCACCUCUGCUCUGUGGUAAAGUGUCCAGAGACAUCAAACAAGAACUGGAUAAACUAAGUUUAGACAUCAGAUCCAAGAAGCUCCGUUGGUUCUCUGAAUGCUUUUUGCCUCCAGGGGGCAGCAGUAACCUGUGGGACUUGGUGUCUGUCAUAAAUGGCCAGGAUGACUCACUGCUACCAGCCAGCUACAGCAAGGGGGUGAUGCACAUGAAACACCUGCUGAAGUUUAAAACAUCUGAAGCCCAGGAGCUCACUAUAGUCAAGAUGUCCAAAUUUGGAGGUGGUAUCGGAACUCCCAGUAAAGAGGAGAGGCUGAAAGAGGCAGCACAUAUUCACCUGAGACUGGGACAGAUUCAGAGAUACUGUGAAUUAAUGGUGGAGCUGGGACAGUGGGACAAAGCAUUAUCUGUUGCACCUGGAGUCUCCAUGAAAUAUUGGAAGAAACUCAUGCAGAGGAGGGCUGACCAGCUGAUGGCUGAGGAUAAUGAUGACGCUAUACCGUACUGCAUCGCGACAGGAGACAUUAAAAAACUUGUAAAUUUCUUCACUAGCAGAGGACAACUACUGGAAGCACUGCUAAUAGCACAGGGAGCGUAUGAAGGGAACAUCCGUGCACAACAGAGCUCCUCAGUCAAUCACACAUCUAAUGAUUUGGAUAACAGACAACAGUACCAGGGUCUCCUGCAUAAAGUUUGUAACGAACUGGCCGAGUGGUACUUCCAGGAUGGCUGCUGUGUCCUGGCAGCAUGCUGCCACCUAGCUGUGGACAACAUCCAGUUAGCCAUGUCAAGUCUGAUACGCGGUAAUGAGCUGGAGUUAGCUGCAUGUGUAGGUAUCGUGCUGGGAGAUGCAGCCAAUCAGAGCACUGCCUAUUGCCUUGAACUUUUGGCCAAGAAGUACAUGACCACGCCCACAUGGGAGCUCUCAGCAGACCUACUCGGUAUGAUUCCCGACAACCACAUCUUAUUGUCUAAGCUGUGUGCAUUUUAUCCAGGAAGUACCACAGAAAUCAACCAACUGCACGAAAGGUGUGGCUUCCCUUCAUUAGAAAAGUGUCAGGAUUUGGCAGAAGCAGCCACAUGUGAAGGAGAUCUGUUUUCUGCAGUUAAGUUCCACCUACUGAGCUCAGAACCCGAAAAUGCACUUCAGAUUGGCAUCAGUUACGUUAAAGAACAGCUGGUUGGAUCUGAUUGGACAGUGGACAGCGUCCAACCGAUCCUGGACCUGCUGAGUUACAUCAGAACUGAGCGCCUCAUCACAGCCAAGUUGACACAAGCCCGCAGUGAGCUGCUGAUCCUGUGUGGUUAUGUUGGAGCUCUGCUGGCCAUUAGAAGACAAUACUCCAACAUUGUUCCUGCACUCUACGAAUACACCAGUCAACUAUUGAAACGGAGGGAAGUUUGUGUUCCCCUGAAGAUUGAGCAGCUAUCUGUGGAGCUGGACGCCUGGCGAGCGUGCACGCACAGCAACGUUCCUCCAUCAGAGUGCCAAAGAGAAGAGUUCAGUCACCUUGAGAUGAAAAUGGUGCCAACAGACUCUGUGUUGGUCUUGUGUGGUGCUGAUUAUGUGACCGGCUCCAAUCUUCCCAGCCACUCUGACGUUCAGCUUUCCUGUUUCACUGGACACAGAAUACAGGGUCCAGUGUUUUUACUGGAAGAUGGUAAAUCAGCCAUCUCGCUCAAUGACGCUUUAAUGUGGGCGAAGGUCAAUCCCUUCUCUCCACUGGGAACAGGACUCCGCAUCAAUCCCUUCUAACAAGGAUGAAGUUCCAAAAAGAUGAGUCCGUAAGAGGUUGGAUGGGAAAUAUGGGGGGAAUGGAAUAAAAAUCUAACAAGUUUUCUGCUUCAAAUAAGUGGCCAACUGCAUCUGGUAAUUUAAAGAUUUGAAUUCUGUGUGAUGGUGAUCUUGAGUGAUUUCUUUCUGUAAGGAUUGUUCUUCUUUGGGUUAACUCCAUGGUAAAUCAACAAAUUUUAGAAAAUUUUCCCCACUGACCCAUCAGGGAUUUACUUCAGUACCACAAGUAAAUGACAUCACUGUACCCACCAAUGAGCCAGUGUUUCAAAGAGCUGAAUUUGAGAGAUUCAGUGACUUUUAAAUGUUCAUGUAUCCAUCCCCUCACUCGUCUAAA
Thalassophryne amazonica is the source of this 4328-nucleotide messenger RNA. It is a transcript of the gene wdr17, whose product is annotated as WD repeat domain 17. Gene Ontology annotation, molecular function: protein binding. The coding region runs from base 128 to 3955 and encodes 1275 amino acids. The transcript is spliced from 32 exons. NCBI's taxonomy places the organism in Eukaryota, Metazoa, Chordata, Actinopteri, Batrachoidiformes, Batrachoididae. The record is from RefSeq and is a predicted model, not a curated record.